CUGGGAGGGUAAGAAUAGUCUACAAUGGCAGAGAUCCCUCCUGUUGUUGCUUGUCUGCUUGCAGUUGUCCAGACAGAGGAUCCACGAAAGAGGUCUAACCUACUUGGGAAAUGCCAAACCUGUAAAGACAUCAGGAGCUGGCAGCGCUGUGAACCUGAUCGAACAUGGAGCGCUGGGACUCGCUGGGAUUUUUGAUUGUCACUCUCAACUAUAACGUGACAAUUGUAGGAAAGAUCUGGCUAAUGUUGAUAAUUCUGCUGCGAAUGGCAGUGGUCGUGUUAGCAGGCUAUCCACUCUACCAAGAUGAGCAGGAGCGCUUCAUCUGCAACACCCUGCAACCAGGAUGUUCCAACGUUUGCUAUGACUUGUUUGCUCCCAUAUCUCACUUCAGGUUCUGGCUCAUUCAGACUGUGUCUAUCCUGCUACCUUAUGCUGCAUUCAGCAUUUAUGUUUUGCACAAGGUAGCUACGUACAUUGUAAGAAUGCACUGUUUGGUGUACAGAUGCAGAGGCAAUAAGGAUUCAUCCAGUCACAAAGACCUGAAGAAACUUUGUAGAAGUGCUCUAGUCAAUAGAUUAGACUGUGAUGCAGAGAACCUAAGUGUCCUCAGUUUUUCUGGGGCAUACACUGUUCAUCUCUUUUUUAGGACACUAAUUGAGGCUGCCUUUGCAGCUGCUCAGUAUUACCUUUUUGGAUUUUUUGUUCCUGAGCGCUUUUCCUGCUACCAUUCACCUUGUACAAGUACAGUUGAUUGUUAUAUCUCCCGGCCCACUGAGAAGUCCAUCAUGAUGGUUUUCAUCUGGGGUGUCACCAGUCUGUCCUUUCUGCUCAGCCUUGCUGACCUUGUCUGUGCCCUCCGGAGAAUGACAGCAAGAAACGAAAAGAAUGAUCUGCUGGCAAACCUCCACGCAGAGGAUGAGGGCACUGUAAAUCUUCCCCUAGGACAGCAUGGCAGCCCAAAAUCCCCACCUCCAAAUCAAGAUUGUCCAGCAUCAAAUGGCAGCCAGACCAGUGAUGGCUCCUGCUCACUUCUCUCUGAAGAGGAAGAGGAGACUAUUAUUCAUCCUGAAGGGGUCUCUCAGCAAACUACCAUCACUAACCUUAACACCAACAGCAACAAGCCCUGUAUGUCAGGAGCUCUUGAUGUUAAGCAAGAUAAUAUUGAAGAACCAUUGGGUGCUGGUGACCAAGAAGGAACUACAUGCCAGCAGGUGAUACCAGGGCUCCAGCAAGGUUUCAUUAAAGAUACUGCCCUGACUUUGAGACCUCAGAUCAAGUCUCACCUUGGAGUUUCCUCCUCUGUAGUUCAGAGCAAGGUUUUAGGAUACUACACUUCAGCUGAGCUAAAGAAUCCUGAUGCACAAUCAAAUUAUAGUAGUACUAGUUGCUUGAGAUCAAAAAAGUCAGAAUGGGUAUAA
Molecule: messenger RNA, 1418 nt
Organism: Cygnus atratus (black swan)
Lineage: Eukaryota; Metazoa; Chordata; Aves; Anseriformes; Anatidae
Gene: GJD4
Product: gap junction protein delta 4
Exons: 3
Coding region: 165-1418 (417 amino acids)
Biological process (GO): cell communication
Cellular component (GO): connexin complex
Source: RefSeq, a predicted model, not a curated record